Messenger RNA from Lotus japonicus, 1119 nucleotides. Its product is annotated as ferritin-3, chloroplastic. Bases 103 to 891 code for a protein of 262 amino acids. The transcript has 8 exons. Gene Ontology annotation, molecular function: ferrous iron binding; ferric iron binding. Gene Ontology annotation, cellular component: cytoplasm. Gene Ontology annotation, biological process: iron ion transport; intracellular iron ion homeostasis. The record is from RefSeq and is a predicted model, not a curated record. NCBI's taxonomy places the organism in Eukaryota, Viridiplantae, Streptophyta, Magnoliopsida, Fabales, Fabaceae.
UUCAUCUUCAUCCCUCAGAGCCGCCAUUGAUUCAUCCCUAUCUUCCUUCUCUUCUCCAUUUCUCUUCCUUUCUCUGAAUACCCAUUUUGAGAUUUCGCUCUAAUGGCUCUUUCUUCUUCCAAUGUUUCUGUGUUUUCUCUCUCACCUGUUGUGGGUGAUGUUUCAAAGAAGCUUGUUUCUUCUUCUUCUUCUUCUUCUUCUAUGAGCUUUGUUCCCUCUUCUUCUUCUCCUUGUUCUCAGAGAAGGAGCUUGAAGGUUUCUGCUGUGGAUGCCACGGUGUCACUCACUGGGGUGAUCUUUCAACCCUUUGAGGAGGUUAAGAAGGAGGUUCUGGCUGUUCCUAUAGCUCCUAAUGUUUCCUUGGCUCGUCAGCGCUUUGAGGAUGAGUCUGAAGCUGCAAUCAAUGAGCAGAUUAAUGUGGAGUACAACGUUUCCUAUGUGUACCACUCCCUCUUUGCAUACUUCGACAGGGACAACAUAGCCCUCAAGGGGCUUGCCAAGUUCUUUAAGGAAUCAAGUGAUGAAGAAAGAGGGCAUGCAGAGAAACUGAUGAAAUAUCAGAACAUUCGUGGUGGAAGGGUGGUGCUGCACCCUAUUGUGAGUCCCCUCUCAGAAUUUGCCCAUGUUGAAAAGGGGGAUGCAUUGUACGCCAUGGAACUUGCUUUGUCAUUGGAGAAGUUGGUGAAUGAGAAACUUCUGAAUCUUCACAGUGUGGCGGAUCGUAACAAUGACCCUCAACUUGCAGACUUCAUUGAGAGCGAGUUUUUGGAUGAACAGGUUCAAUCAAUUAAGAAGAUAUCAGAGUAUGUGACUCAGCUGAGAUUAGUUGGAAAGGGUCACGGUGUGUGGCACUUUGAUCAACGCCUUCUUGAAGAGGGAGGUCAUGCAUGAUCAUGAACAGCAUGCAGCUUUCCACAUGUUUGAUGAAGUAGUAGCACGGUGUCUUGCAAUUUUAGCCCAGUGAAUAAGUGUAGUAUCUCGUAGGUAGUGAAGAUGUAGGUGGUGUGUGUAUCAUAGCUUGAUUGUAGAAGACUUGAGUCAUUAUUCUGUGCAAUGCAAUCAUGUGUGUUUGUAGCUUCGAAUUACUUUGUUUUAGAAAUAAAAAUGCAACAUUAAACA